AUGAAGGAUGUGGUUCUUGUUAUGACAGCAAUAACUUUCAUUUCUGCAAUGAAUCAAAAUAUAUCUGAGAUUACAUGUGUAUUUAUCAGCCAGAAGGAUGAAGGUUCAAGAACACCAGAGUCAUCAGUAUCUUCUAAGAUUUCUAAUAUUUUGGAAGAUCUCGGGUGCUAUUUAAAUUCUCAAGGAACAGAGAACAUCUAUGAACCAACUAAAAACGUGGAAGUCAAUGUGUUUGAAGAUAUUGAAUUAAGAGUGAUAAUGAACAUUUCAGAGAUCAUUUCAUGCAUUUGGUUCUUUAAAGAGAGCCAAACUUGUAAACCUUCAUUGGACUCGGAGAACCGAUAUGUUACUUCUUUGGCUUUUUCCCAAAUAAGAGAAACACAGGCUGGAAAAUACACUCUCUCGGUCAUAAGUAAAAACAGCAAUUACACCAUAAUUGUUCCUGUUUUCAUCCGCAAUAAACCAGGCAAACCUUAUUUCAGGAGGAGUGGAAAACUGGAUGCUAUACAGUGCAUAUCGGAGAGCUACCCCCAGCCAUCUGUGCAGUGGACGUUUUGCAAAACACCCGACUGGAGUUGCCUUAAUAAAAUGCGUGAAGAAAAUGGAGGAAAAGAUGGCAUACAGAAGGUACAACAUGAAUUACGUCAGGGUGGACUAUUCCAAACUUACAUAUGGUGCUGUGCAGCUAACGACCUGGGCAGAGAAUGCACCAGCCUGUUUACUAUAGAUUUAAACGAAAGACAAGCAGCACCUCUACCUGAAUUACUCCUCAAAGUCGGGGAACCAUUGCUGAUCAGAUGCAGAGCUGUUUAUCGUAACUAUAAAUUCAGAAUAAAUUUAUCUUCUGAAAACAAAGAAUUGCAGCAGGAUCGUAGGUUUGAUGGGUUAGAGUAUCUGACAGACCACUCGGCCAUCCGGAUCCAGUACAUGUUUGCUUCAGCAGCAGAACGAGGCGACAGCGGACGUUAUACCUGCUCCUCUACAGUGCAUCCGAAUCAAACUGCUCUGGUUACAGUUUUAGAAAAGGGAUUUAUAAACAUAACUGACUCUAGAGAAGAUUUUGAAAUUGGUGAAGAAGAGUUUUGCUUCGAAGUUAACUUUAGAGCAUAUCCACCAGUUAGAUGCAUGUGGCUGUUUUCCCAAAAAAUGUUUCCGUGUAAGCAAAGUUACAGUGCAGAUGGACGCAGCAUUUCAUCAAAGUUCUGCAACCAUCAGCACCAGUCUGGGAUAUAUAUAUUUUAUGCUGAAAAUGAUGAUACAGUCAUGACAAAAAGAUUCACUUUGUACGUGAGAAGAAAGCCUGAAGUAACAAUGCAGUUAUUGUUCAAGCAGAUCUCGUGCAUCGCUGAGAGCUACCCAGCCUCAUCCUGGAUUUGGAGAAACUGUCCUGAUCUGAACUCAUCCAACUGCACAGAAGAAAUCACUGAGGGGAUCCAGAACUUCUUGCCAGAGAGGAGAUCCCUCGGGUCAUGGAUUUCAAGCAGUAUUUUAGAUGUGAAGGAGACAGCAACAACCUUCUCUGUUGAGUGCUGCGCAAACAAUCCAGUAGGCUCAGCCUGUGAAAAGAGCUUCAUUAACCUGUCAGUUGCAGGAGCAGUUUCUUCGCCCCCGGACAACACUGCAUUCUAUGUCUUUGCUGGAUUUAUCCUCCUAUUGAUCUUUUUUUUGUCUCUACUCAUCUGUCAUAAAUACAAAAAGCAAUUUAGAUAUGAAAGCCAGUUGCAAAUGAUACAGAUGAUUGGAUCAUUGGAUAACGAGUAUACCUACAUUGACUUCCGUGAAUUCGAGUACGAUCUCAAAUGGGAAUUUCCCAGGGAAAAUUUGGAAUUUGGACAGGUCCUUGGUUCCGGGGCUUUUGGGAAAGUGGUGAAUGCAACAGCUUAUGGAAUUAGCAAGGCAGGAGACUCAGUCCAGGUUGCAGUCAAAAUGCUAAAAGAAAAGUCUGACACGUCAGAAAAAGAUGCUCUAAUGUCUGAGCUGAAAAUGAUGACUCACAUUGGAAGCCAUGAAAAUAUCGUGAACCUACUAGGAGCUUGUACUGUGUCAGGACCAAUCUACUUGAUAUUUGAGUAUUGUUGCUAUGGUGACCUUCUGAACUACUUAAGGAGCAAAAGAGAAAAAUUUUACUGGACACUGACAGAUAUAUUUAAACAACACAACUUCAGCUUUUACCACAACUUCCAUUUGGACCAAAAUUCCAGGAUGAGAACCCACCUGAAGUAUGGUGUGAACAUGAGUCUGUGCAGAGAGGACGAAUUUGAAAUCACACAAACAAGCCAAAACAUAAAUAUGACACCUGGACCAAAUGGGAUUGUGCUGUUUUCUGAGGAAGAUGAAAUUAAGCAUAUAAGCAGGCAGAUGGAUGAAGAAGAGGAUUUUAAUGUGCUCACUUUUGAAGACCUUCUUUGCUUUUCUUACCAAGUUGCCAAAGGAAUGGAGUUUCUGGAGUCCAAAUCGUGCAUUCACAGAGACCUCGCUGCCCGGAAUAUACUAGUGACCCGUGGAAAAGUAGUGAAAAUAUGUGACUUUGGCCUUGCCAGAGAUGUCGUGAAUGACUCCAACUACAUUGUCCGGGGCAACGCUCUCUUACCAGUUAAAUGGAUGGCUCCUGAAAGCUUAUUCGAGAGGACGUACACAAUCAAGAGUGACGUCUGGUCUUAUGGAAUAUUACUGUGGGAAAUAUUCUCUUUGGGUGUAAAUCCCUACCCUGGCAUUCAGGUUGAUGCCAACUUCUACAAAUUAAUCCAAAGUGGAUUUAAAAUGGACCGACCGUAUUAUGCUACAAAAGACAUCUACUGCGUGAUGCAGUCCUGUUGGGCACUGGACUCCAGAAGAAGACCUUCUUUUUCCAGGCUUGUUUCCUCUCUUUCCUGUCAGCUGGCUGAGGCAGACGGAGCAGUUUACCAGAACAUGAAAAGAAAUGUUUCUACGCACAAAUCCAAUGCCAAAACUAAGCCACAUGUAAGCAAGGAUGAGGAAUCUUUCCAGUCCUCAGCUCUGCUCCAGCAUGAAGACUCUCAAGUUAAAAAAUAA
This is a messenger RNA of Cygnus atratus (black swan), 3033 nucleotides long. RefSeq names its product fms related receptor tyrosine kinase 3 (gene FLT3). The transcript has 24 exons. Gene Ontology annotation, cellular component: signaling receptor complex. NCBI's taxonomy places the organism in Eukaryota, Metazoa, Chordata, Aves, Anseriformes, Anatidae. The record is from RefSeq and is a predicted model, not a curated record. The coding region runs from base 1 to 3033 and encodes 1010 amino acids. Gene Ontology annotation, biological process: cell surface receptor protein tyrosine kinase signaling pathway; positive regulation of kinase activity; multicellular organism development. Gene Ontology annotation, molecular function: ATP binding; transmembrane receptor protein tyrosine kinase activity.